AUGGAUCACUCGCCCGCCAAGUUCGUCUUGCUCCUCAUGGCGGCGGCGGCAACCUGGAGCAGCGUCUUCCCCGUCGCCGACGCGCAGUCGGCUCAUGCAAUCGCCGCGGGUUGCAUACCACGUGAGCGGGAUGCCCUGCUGGCCUUCAAGCAGGGCAUCAACGACACCGAGGACGACCUCGUGUCAUGGCAGGAAGGGAACCAAGAUUGCUGCCGAUGGAAAGGCAUCACCUGUGACAACGCGACCGGCCAUGUCGUCGAGCUUGACCUGGGCAUCUGGACUUCUUUCUUGGCCGACCAGAUAAGUCCUUCCUUACUUUCUCUUGAGCGCCUGGAGAGCCUCAACCUCCAGUACGCGGGGCUGUGCGACGAUGCACAUCGUCUUCCAGAGUUCCUGGGUUCUUUCAAGAAUUUGACACAUCUCGCUCUCUUCGGCAUGCUUUGUCAUGGCGAAGCGCCUCCUCACCUCGGCAACCUGUCGAAGCUGGAGCAUCUCGUCCUCUCCGCCCCCGCUCUCGGCCAAGGGAGGAACCUAAAAGAUAUCUCAUGGUUAACCCGUCUACCCCUCUUGUCAUAUCUUGACUUGAGCUAUUUGGACCUCAGCUCAGUUGUUGAUUGGCCUCUUGUGGUGAGCAUGAUCCCCUCCUUGGAGUACCUCGGCCUUUCUAACUGCUCACUUCCAAGUGCAGCCCGGUCCCUCCCACACCUAAACACCACAAAUCUUAAGCACCUUGACCUCUCACGUAACUACUUUGGCCAUCCAGUUGCAUCUUGUUGGUUUUGGAACAUAACAAGCCUCGAGUACCUCGACCUUUCAAAUACCACCCUCUAUGGCCCGUUUCCUGGUGCACUGGGACAUAUGACCUCCCUCCAGUGGUUAGAUUUGAGCAACAUGGGUAACAGCCCCACAAUGACAGUGGAGUUGGGAAACCUAUGUGAUUUGGGAACACUACGGCUUGACCGGAGUCUCUCCUCUGGAAACAUAACAGAUUUUCUGGAGAAAUUGCCAAAGUGUUCGUCCAACAGAUUGCAAGAACUGACGUUGAAGAGCAACAAUAUGGUUGGAAAGCUGAUAAAUAGUAUGGGACAAUUAAACAACUUAACUAUGCUUGACCUUUCUCACAAUAACAUUACAGGAACUAUACCAUUAGGCAUUGAUAAGUGCUCUUAUUUAUGGCACUAUGACCUUUCUUACAACCAUCUUACUGGAGCUAUACCCUCAUGGUUGGGGAAUUGCACUAGAUUGUGUUCAUCACACAAUUCUUUCUCGGGACCUUUACCAUUACAUUUUGGAUCUCGAUGGUUAGCAGAAUUGUCUUUAUCCUACAGUUACUUCAGUGGCCCUAUUUCUAAAUAUAUUUGUCAGUUAGAGUUCCUACUGGUCUUGGAAUUGUCAUACAACUUUCUAGAGGGAGAACUUCCUCAUUGUUCUCGUAAAUCUAGCUUGGUUUACCUCCUCUUGAGUAAUAACAACUUUUCCGGCAAGUUUCCAUCAUCAGUCCGAAACUACUCAAGAUUGGCUUUCCUAGAUCUCUCAAGGAAUAACUUCUAUGGAACAUUGCCGUCAUGGAUUGGAGAGUUGGUAAAUUUGAAAUAUCUGCAACUAAGCCACAACUUGUUACAUGGAGAUAUUCCACCGAAUGUCACAAAUCUAUAUUGCCUUCGUCAUUUGAAUUUAGCCAGAAAUAGUAUAUCUGGAGUUAUACCGAGCUCUUUGUCAAAAUUAACUGCAAUGACCCAAGCAAACUCAACGAAACAUGGGUCCGACAAGUCUUGCACGUCCAACAACUAUGGAGCUAUGAAGAAAGAAAUUUGGCUUGUUGUAAUGAAGCGCCAAGAACUUAAGUAUGGUACUGGAUUUUUUGAUGUGCUGAGCAUUGACCUAUCACUCAACAAAUUAGUUGGUCGAAUUCCAGACGAGUUAACUUCUCUUAAUGGGCUGUUAAAUUUAAACUUAUCAUGGAAUCACUUGAGUGGACAAAUUCCUGCAGAGAUUGGGGCUAUGAAGUCAAUUGAGUCACUUGACCUCUCAAGGAACAACCUUUAUGAUGAGAUCCCGACAAGCUUGUCGAAUUUGACGUACUUAAGCUCAUUGGACUUAUCAUACAACAACCUUACUGGAAGAAUCCCCCUAGGCAAUCAACUUGACACAAUCUACUCGGAGAACCCGUCCAUAUACGCUGGUAACAUUGGCCUGUGUGGCCCUCCUCUCGAAAGGAAUUGCUCAGGAAACAAUGGCCUUGAGCAUAUGAAUCAACAAACAAGUGAGAAGGUCUACGAGCCACUGUUAUCCUUAUACUUUGGACUUGGGUCUGGGUUUGUGGCUGGCCUCUGGGUCGUGUUUUGCUCUCUACUAUUCAACAAAACAUGGAGAGUUUCCUAUUUUCGCCUCUUCGACAAGUUGUAUGACAAUGCAUAUGUGUUUGUGGUUGUUACUUGGGGCAUGAUAAAUGACAAGGAAACUACAAGUUGA
Molecule: messenger RNA, 2472 nt
Organism: Aegilops tauschii subsp. strangulata
Lineage: Eukaryota; Viridiplantae; Streptophyta; Magnoliopsida; Poales; Poaceae
Source: RefSeq, a predicted model, not a curated record